Molecule: messenger RNA, 433 nt
Organism: Terrapene triunguis (Three-toed box turtle)
Lineage: Eukaryota; Metazoa; Chordata; Testudines; Emydidae
Product: cytochrome P450 2G1-like
Exons: 3
Biological process (GO): xenobiotic metabolic process
Cellular component (GO): cytoplasm; intracellular membrane-bounded organelle
Molecular function (GO): oxidoreductase activity, acting on paired donors, with incorporation or reduction of molecular oxygen, reduced flavin or flavoprotein as one donor, and incorporation of one atom of oxygen; heme binding; iron ion binding
Source: RefSeq, a predicted model, not a curated record
UUGGUGCUCACCACGCUCAACUUGUUCUUCGCCGGCACGGAGACCGUCAGCUCCACCCUGCGCUACGGGUUCCUCUUCCUCAUGAAGCACCCGGAAGUCGAAGAAAAAGUGCACCAGGAAAUCGACCACGUCAUCGGCCGCAACCGCAUCCCCGCCUGCGAGGACCGGAUGAAGAUGCCCUACACGGAUGCGGUGAUCCAUGAGAUCCAGAGGGUGACGGAUAUCGUGCCCAUGGGGGUGCCGCACACCGUGAUCCGGGACACCCAGUUCCGGGGGUACACCCUCCCCAAGGGCACCAACGUGUUCCCCUUACUGGGCUCUGUCCUACGGGACGCGAAAUACUUCAGCCACCCAGAAGAAUUCAACCCGGGGCAUUUCCUGGACGAGAACGGCCGCUUUAAGAAGAACGACGCCUUCGUGCCGUUCUCCUCAG